Molecule: messenger RNA, 2065 nt
Organism: Syngnathoides biaculeatus (alligator pipefish)
Lineage: Eukaryota; Metazoa; Chordata; Actinopteri; Syngnathiformes; Syngnathidae
Gene: alg3
Product: ALG3 alpha-1,3- mannosyltransferase
Exons: 9
Coding region: 34-1407 (457 amino acids)
Cellular component (GO): endoplasmic reticulum
Molecular function (GO): dol-P-Man:Man(5)GlcNAc(2)-PP-Dol alpha-1,3-mannosyltransferase activity
Source: RefSeq, a predicted model, not a curated record
GUGACACCACGUCACGGCAAGAUUUGAUCGCGCAUGCGCAUUCGUGUAGCCGUCAGCUCCGUAUCUAGUCGCCAACCUCGCUCUAGUUUAGCAAUGGCUGGAGGAGCAGCGAGGAAAAAAACUCCCGGCCCGGCGUCUCCUCUGCGGACGACGCUUCACGCCCUGUGGCAGGAAAAGCAUUUAGUCCUCUUCAAGACCGAGUACACUUUUUUAGUGGUGUCCGUCCUGUGGCUCUUAGAAAUCGGGAUCAAUGUGUGGGUCAUUCAGAAAGUGGCGUACACCGAGAUUGACUGGAAGGCUUACAUGGAUGAAGUGGAGGGGGUCAUCAACGGGACCUAUGACUACACCCAUCUUAAAGGAGACACUGGCCCCUUGGUGUAUCCGGCCGGUUUUGUGUACAUCUUCACUGCUCUGUACUACAUCACAAGCGGUGGGACGAACAUACGUCUGGGUCAAUACAUUUUCGCUGUGUUCUACCUCAUCACAUUGCUUCUGGUCUUCAGAAUAUACUGCCGCACUAAGAAGGUUCCUCCAUACGUGUUCUUCUUCAUGUGCUGUGCCUCUUACCGGAUUCACUCCAUCUUCGUGCUGCGUUUGUUCAAUGAUCCAGUGGCCAUGAUGCUGCUUUUUGCGGCUGUAAACCUUUUUAUGGACGGACACUGGUCUCUGGGCUGUGGCAUUUACAGUUUAGCAGUAUCUGUGAAAAUGAACGUGCUCCUAUUUGCACCAGGACUACUUUUCCUACUGCUAUCUGAGUUUGGUUUGACCGGGACAAUCCCCAAACUUGGUCUGUGCGCAAUCGUACAGCUCUUGUUGGGUCUGCCUUUCCUUGCGGUGAAUCCCGUCGGCUACAUGAGUCGGGCUUUCGACCUGGGGCGUCAGUUUAUGUUUAAGUGGACCGUUAACUGGCGCUUCCUGCCCGAGUGGCUCUUUCUGAACCGCUACUUCCACUUGCUCCUGCUGGCAGCUCAUCUGCUUAGCCUGGUGCUUUUUGGCCUCCGCCGCUGGAAAAGGUCUGGAGAAAGCCCACUGGAACUCUUAAACGAGCCUGGCAAAAGGAAAUUCCCAGCUCAGAAAAAAAACAUCAACCAGAUGGUGCUGAUCCUGUUCACGUCCAACUUCAUAGGCAUGUGCUUCAGUCGGUCGUUGCAUUACCAGUUCUACGUGUGGUACUUCCACACGUUGCCCUAUCUGCUGUGGAGCGGAGGAGUUAAAAAGAUGGCCCAUCUGCUCAGAGUCCUCAUCCUGGGUCUUGUGGAGCUCUCCUGGAACACGUACCCCUCGACGUGCAGCAGUUCCGUAGCCCUCCACGUGUGUCACCUCAUCAUUUUGCUUUGUCUGUGGCUGGCACCCUCAGCCCCAGCUGCCACGCAGGCAAAAGGACCUGUUAAGGAGAAAUGCCGAUGAGGCGCAAAACAAUUGGAGGUGUUAUGCGUCAACGCGUCCUCGCUCUGAGGCUCAUGACUCCCGCGCAAGAAUGGCCAUGGGGGUAGACUGCUGUUUUGUUUUGGUUUGUUUUUUGAAGGAACCUUUGUUUACCCCUUAGCUUUGUGCUGAAAGCUAACGCAGGGGCGUGUGCUGGGACAACUACACGCUGCCACAUCGUGUAGAUGUUCUUUGGAAGUAUGAAGAGAUGGCAAAUAUGGAUUCUCAGGUUUCAUUCAUAGACUUAUGAUAAAAAACAAAAGUGUUGUUUUCAAUUUGUCACAAAGGUUUAGCGCCAUUACGAUAUCAUGUAAACUCAUUCGUAAUUAAUAAUCACAAAAAAAAAAAAAAUGAAUGGCCAGGAGAAGAACUCUGCAGUAUGACAUAAAAGAACAUGUAAUACUGUGUAAACUCAUAUUUGCCACAUGGCAUGAGUCAGCUAUCACGGAUACGUUCACUUAAAUGUUGCAAUAAUAUCUCAAUCGUGCAAUUACAAUGACACAAUGAACCAAAAAUGCUUCAAAAUGAGUAAAAAAAAUGUGUCGGUUUGAGUGUGUCAUUCUCAUUUCAGUAUCAGUGCAAUGUCCUUUUCUGUUUUCAAAAAAAUGUGAUUGUACAUGAAUCAGUUGGCGGUAUGGCU